Messenger RNA from Eremomyces bilateralis CBS 781.70, 918 nucleotides. RefSeq lists its product as uncharacterized. The annotation marks the transcript as partial. Lineage: Eukaryota; Fungi; Ascomycota; Dothideomycetes; Eremomycetales; Eremomycetaceae. The record is from RefSeq and is a predicted model, not a curated record. The transcript is spliced from 2 exons.
UCAACAUUCCCCCAUGCCUUUGAAAGAUGGGAGCAGCUCUCCUCUCAAUGGGAAGGGCAGACGCGAUACUGGAUCCGACGGCUGGAGAACAAUUCCGACGAGCUGCGAAACGAGCCUCUCAAUGUGGGGAUCGCGCGGCAGAUGCAGGAUCUUACCGCUGCCGGUGCGAACUUAUUCCACGCGGUGGUCGAGCUCCAACGACUGCGCGCCAGCUCCGAACGGAAAUUCCAACGCUGGUUCACAGACGUUCGGGGCGAGUUGGAGCGGAACGAGGAAGUUCAAGCGCAGCAGCAGGUUGCGUUGGACCGCGAGCGUCGAGCUCGCCAGGAGCAAAACGCCAUCGCUGCACGAGCGGAGGAGCAACGAGCCAACGUGGACAAAAUGAAUGGGGAGCUCAAACGGGAGCUCAACAUUGCCAAGGAGGAAGCGCGUCGGGCAUGGGAAGAGCUCGGAAGGCGGGAGCAGGAAGAACGGGACCGGUGCAGCGAGAUACGCGAAGGGCGGCCGGUCAACAUCUGCGGCAUCCAGAUCUUCCCGACCAGUCAGAUCAUGCGGCAAGCGAGCCUUCGACGGGGCCAGGAAGGCGACGACUACUCGAUGGACCCAGGCCAGGAAUACAUGGAAGCCGAAUACGUGUACAACGAAGGGGCCUCACCCACCGACACCGACCCGUUCGUGGAAGCCGGAAAACGACCGGCCCCACCGCCAGGGACCUUUUCCGCCGGCGUCUAUCAACCGCAGGGCAUCCAACCCUACGCGCCCGGCAGCACCCCCGCGUCCGGAUCCACCUCUCAAACCAUCGCGGAGCAGCCGGAUUAUGAGGGGAGCGGGUAUGAAGGGUGGGAGCGGGUGCAGCAUCAUUAUCCGACGCGGUUGAGCGAUGUGCCGGAGGAGGAGGACGAGCGGAGUCGGGCGAGU